ACAGCCCAUUAACUAUAAAUUGUUGUGAGCUUUUACAUUUCUCAGUUCUUUCUUUCCUUGCUCGCCCAAGAUUCUUCAUUGUUCUACGUUUCUUGACUCUUCCUCAUUCAAGCCGAUCAAAGGGUCGGAGGGAUGAGUGGUUUACAAGCACAAGACAGUGCGUGUUCUUUGGACAAGCCAAGCAAAGAUGUAGUUGCCACAGAGACAAAACCAAAGAAGAGGAUAUGUUGUGCUUGUCCUGAUACAAAGAAACUUAGAGAUGAAUGCAUUGUAGAACACGGUGAAUCCGCUUGCACGAAAUGGAUCGAAGCUCAUAUUUUGUGUCUUCGAUCAGAGGGUUUCAAAGUUUGAGAGUAAUUAAAAACAGAAUUUCAUGUAUCAAAAAACAUAUUGUUGAUUUUAUUCUUUUUGGGAAUUUAAACAAAUGGUCAUGUAAUAAAUAGAGCAACUAAAAGGUUAUAUAUUGGUCAAAACUCUAGAUACACCAAUAUAUUUAUUUCUGAUUUUUGAUAUAUUUAACUUCUUUAUUUAAUUCCAAAUUUAUCAUUGAAAUAGUAAAAUCAAUUAUAAAUUU
Messenger RNA from Arabidopsis thaliana (thale cress), 574 nucleotides. Its product is annotated as Cytochrome C oxidase copper chaperone (COX17). Gene Ontology annotation, cellular component: mitochondrial intermembrane space. Gene Ontology annotation, molecular function: copper chaperone activity; copper ion binding. The transcript is spliced from 2 exons. The record is from RefSeq and is marked reviewed. NCBI's taxonomy places the organism in Eukaryota, Viridiplantae, Streptophyta, Magnoliopsida, Brassicales, Brassicaceae. The coding region runs from base 133 to 351 and encodes 72 amino acids.